Molecule: messenger RNA, 4164 nt
Organism: Balaenoptera acutorostrata (minke whale)
Lineage: Eukaryota; Metazoa; Chordata; Mammalia; Artiodactyla; Balaenopteridae
Gene: CHRND
Product: cholinergic receptor nicotinic delta subunit
Exons: 20
Coding region: 376-2667 (763 amino acids)
Biological process (GO): regulation of membrane potential; nervous system process; monoatomic ion transmembrane transport
Cellular component (GO): synapse; neuron projection; postsynaptic membrane
Molecular function (GO): acetylcholine-gated monoatomic cation-selective channel activity; transmembrane signaling receptor activity; serine-type endopeptidase activity
Source: RefSeq, a predicted model, not a curated record
CGCCGCUCGCGCCGCAGCGCCCCGAACGAGCUUCUGUGGACGGUGACGCUGGCCGAGGGGCCCCGGGGGGAGCAGGCGGAGGAGGUGCCGGUGAACCGCAUCUUGCCCCACCCCAAGUUUGACCCUCGGACCUUCCACAACGACCUGGCCCUGGUGCAGCUGUGGACGCCGGUGAGCCCGACAGGGGCGGCGCGCCCCGUGUGCCUGCCCCAAGAGCCCCAGGAGCCCCCCGCAGGCACCGCCUGCGCCAUCGCGGGCUGGGGUGCCCUCAUCGAAGAUGGGCCUGAGGCUGAGGCGGUGAGGGAAGCCCGUGUGCCCCUGCUCAGCGCCGACACCUGCAGAAGGGCCCUGGGGCCAGGGCUGCGCCCCAGCAGCAUGCUCUGUGCCGGCUACCUGGCCGGGGGCAUUGACUCGUGCCAGGGUGACUCUGGAGGCCCCCUGACCUGUUCUGAGCCUGGCCCCCGCCCCAGGGAGGUACUGUACGGAGUCACCUCCUGGGGGGACGGAUGCGGGGAGCCAGGGAAGCCUGGGGUCUACACCCGUGUGGCUGUGUUCAAGGACUGGCUCCAGGAGCAGAUGAGCGCCGCGAGCCCAGCUGCAGGGAGCUUCUGGCUUGGGACCCGUCGGAGGAGCCGCUGGCAGAUGCCGCCCCGCCCUGUGCCUUCUACGCCCACCUGUGCCCGGGGCCCGCGGGCGCCUGUGCGCGCCUGGCGCACCAGCAGUGCCUGCAGCGCCGGCGGCGAUGUGAGCUGCGCUCGCUGGCGCACACCCUACUGGAGCUGCUGCGGGGCGCCCAGGAGCUGUUCGGCCCGCGCCCGGGGGCGCGGCCCCUGGCCCCGGCCCUGGCUCGGCCGGCUCCGUCGCUCCGGGAUCCUUCCAGGCACCCCUCCCGCGAGCAGCGGCUGCACUCAGGAUCGCGGACGGCAGGCCCUGGGCUCCCGAAGCGGAGGUCGGAGCAGCGCGGGGAAGCGAACGGCUGCCCUGGGCUGGAGCCCCUGUGGCAGAAGUUGGCUGCCCUCCAGGGCACCCAUGCCUGGAUCUUGCAGGUCCCCUCCGAGCGCCUGGCCAUGGACUUUCACGAGGAGCGGCCGACCCAAGACCCAGUCAGAGGAACAGGAUGGAGGGGCCCGUGUUAACGCUGGGGCUGCUGGCUGCCCUGGUCGUGUGUGCUGGGGCCUGAACGAGGAGGAGCGGCUGAUCCGGCACCUGUUUGAGGAGAAGCAGUACGACAAGGAGCUGCGGCCCACGGCGCACAAAGAGGAGACUGUGGACGUCACCCUGGCCCUCACCCUCUCCAACCUCAUCUCCCUGAAAGAAGUUGAAGAGACCCUCACCACUAACGUGUGGAUUGAGCAUGGCUGGACAGACAGCCGGCUGAAGUGGGAUGCCAAAGAUUUUGGGAACAUCAGCGUCCUGCGUCUGCCCUCUGACAUGGUGUGGCUCCCAGAGAUAGUGCUGGAGAACAACAAUGACGGCUCCUUCCAGAUUUCCUACUCCUGCAAUGUGCUCAUCUACCCCUCAGGCUACGUGUACUGGCUGCCGCCCGCCAUCUUCCGCUCCUCUUGCCCCAUCUCCGUCACCUACUUCCCCUUCGACUGGCAGAACUGCUCCCUCAAGUUCAGUUCACUCAAGUACACGGCCAAGGAGAUCACCCUGAGCCUGAAGCAGGAUGAAGAGGAUGGCCGCUACUACCCCGUGGAGUGGAUCAUCAUCGACCCCGAGGGCUUCACAGAGAACGGGGAGUGGGAGAUAGUGCACCGGCCGGCCAGGAUCAACGUGGACCCCAGUGCCUCACUGGACAGUCCCAGCCGCCAGGCCGUCACCUUCUACCUCAUCAUCCGCCGCAAGCCGCUCUUCUACGUCAUCAACAUCCUGGUGCCCUGCGUGCUCAUCUCCUUCAUGAUCAACCUGGUCUUCUACCUGCCUGCAGACUGUGGCGAGAAGACAUCAAUGGCCAUCUCGGUGCUCCUGGCCCAGUCUGUCUUCCUACUGCUCAUCUCUAAGAGGCUGCCGGCCACGUCCAUGGCCGUCCCCCUCAUCGGCAAGUUCCUGCUCUUCGGCAUGGUGCUGGUGACCAUGGUCGUGGUGAUCUGUGUCAUCGUACUCAACAUCCACUUCCGCACGCCCAGCACCCACGUGCUGUCUGAGGGAGUCAAGAAGCUCUUCCUGGAGACCCUGCCUGAGGUCCUGCACAUGUCCCGUCCGGCAGAGGAUGGGCCCAGCCCUGGCACCCUGAUCCGGAGGAGCAGCUCGCUGGGCUACAUCUCCAAGGCAGAGGAGUACUUCUCGCUGAAGUCCCGAAGUGACCUCAUGUUUGAGAAGCAGUCAGAGCGUCAUGGGCUGGCCCGGCGCCUCACCACCGCACGUCGGCCCCCAGUAGGCUCUGAGCAGGCCCAGCAGGAGCUCUUCAGUGAGCUGAAGCCAGCUGUGGAUGGGGCCAACUUCAUCGUCAACCACAUGAAGGACCAGAACAAUUACAAUGAGGAGAAGGACUGCUGGAAUCGGAUAGCCCGCACAGUGGACCGACUCUGCCUGUUUGUGGUGACACCCAUCAUGGUGGUGGGCACAGCCUGGAUCUUCCUGCAGGGAGCCUACAACCAGCCUCCACCUCAGCCUUUCCCUGGGGACCCCUUCUCCUACCGGGAGCAGGACAAGCGCUUCAUCUAGAGUGGGCCUGCCCUCCCCGGCCUGGCCAAACAACCAGGGCAGGUGGUUGGCCUGAAAGGGAUGUACAGGGGGUGGGGUGGAUAGCUGUGUGGACAGGGGUGUCUGGGAAACAACCAGCUCUUCCUGGGCAGACCAAUUUCCAGCCCUGAGACUUUGAGCCCAGUUGGUCCUGCCAGGCUGGGGCAGAGAUGAGCUGAGGUCAAGGGAGGGAGGGGGAAGCCCUAAUUCUCAACAGUGGUUCCUUUGCACAUAAAGCCAGGAGCCACCGGAGAAGGCCUGAGAGUGGACGUCGGCUGGGGGUGGGGCAGGACGAUCUGGGGGGAGGCAGAGGGGUGGCUCAGGGACCAGGGAGGAUGCCACUCAGGCUGGCCUUUUGGGACCCCUCUGUGAGGGGUCAGGAAGGCAGAGACAUCUUCUUGCCUCCCCCUCCCCCAAGUGGGGGUGGAACAGGUGGGGUCCUGGGCCUUUACUUCCCGGCUCCUCCAGCCGCCUCCUUCCGCCAACCCCUUAGUCUUGAGCUUCUGAGGCCCCACCUGGAGCCGAGGUUGGGGAUGCCUCUCUCUCCAGGCCCACUAGGGAAGGAGUUUUUUGGCGGGUUCAGGAGCAUCAGGAUUGCAGAAUGGCCUUCCCCAGCCCUUUCUGCCUUGGCCACUCUAUCUUCCCCCCCCGGGAAGCUGAGGAUGGGGGUGGAAGGGUCAGGUUCAGCAUCCACAGAGGCCAGAGGUCAGCCUGUCAACCUCAGGUCACAUGCACCAUCCUAAAGCCCCAGAACUCAGCAAUCCCCCCAGGCUUGUCCCCUUGAGCACCUACUCCUCCUUCCCAAAAUAGGGUUGCCAGACAAGACUUGGGACAUACUUAUACUAAAAAAUGAUUCAUUGUUUACCUGAAAUUCAAAUUUAACUGGGAAUCCUGUAUUUUAAUUUGCUAAAUCUGGCAACUCCACCCCAAAGGGAGCCCCCGCCAGUCCUAUCCCAAAGGCCAAGGGCUGAGGCUGCAGGAGCCGGAGGAUGUAGUUUUGUGUGGUAGCCCACCUCCAAGGUGGCCCCAGUGAGCCACACCUCCUGGCAUUCAUACCCUCCCACACAGUACCAAGAUUGGUCUGUGUGACUGAUAGAAGGAGGCAGAAGUGACACUGUGUCACGUCCAAGAUCAGGUCAUAAAAGACAUUGCAGCCACUCUCUUUCUCUCUCUCUUUCUCUCUCUCUUGCUCUCCCUCCCUCAUUCAUUCUUAGUUGGCUCUCUGACUUUGCGGAAGCCAGGGGCAUGAUGAGCAGCCCUGUGGAGAGGUCCAGAUGGCAAGUAACUGAGGCCUCCGGCCAACAGCCCUGUGAGUGACCUUGGAAAUGGAUCAUCCAGCUGAAGUGGCUCCUUCAGCCACAGUGGAGCCUUCAGAUGAGAUCACAGCCCCACAAAAGCCUCUGAGCCAGAGCCACCCAGCUAAGCUGCUCCUGGAUUCCUGACCCUCAGAAACUGUGUGAGAUAUUAAACGUUUGUCAU